AUGUUUGCAGCUACAUUUAAACCUCAAACAGGACCUGUAUUUGUCGGUUCUGGUGCCAAAAAAGAAGGAGAAAUUUUAGGUUUAGGAUUACCAAAAUUAGGAAGUAGGCAACAAAGUGAUUUAGAAUUAAUGAAAAGGUUUGCCAAGGAUGCUUCUGUAAAACAUUUUCUUCAACAACAAAAUGUUGCUCAUCAACAAAAUCAACAAAAAGUUCAGAUGUAUGCACAAGCAUUGAGUCUUAUGGCUCGUGUUUAUAUAGGAUCUAUAAGUUUUGAAGUACGUGAGGAACAAAUAAAAGAAACUUUUUCCGCUUUCGGUCCUAUUAAAUCUAUUAAUAUGUCUUGGGAUGCUAUUACAGGUCAUCAUAAAGGCUUUGCUUUCUUGGAAUUUGAAGUACCAGAAGCUGCUAUUUUAGCUCAGGAAACUAUGAAUGGAAGAAUUAUGGGAGGAAGAAAUUUAAAGGUUGGUAAACCAUCAAAUAUUCCACAGGCACAACCAAUUAUUGAAAAUGUAACGACGGAAGCUAAAAAGUAUCAUAGAGUUUAUGUUGCUUCUGUUCAUCCAGAUCUUUCAGAAACUGAUUUAAUGGGAGUAUUCGAGCCAUUUGGAACAAUUAUAAAAUGUCAACUUGCUAAACAACUUGGAGGAAAAGGACACCGUGGAUUUGGGUAUUUGGAAUACACAACAGCAAAUGCUGCUGCUGAAGCUAUAAGUGCAUUAAAUAAUUUUGAUCUCGGAGGUAUGACGUUGCGAGUUGGUAAAUGUAUAACUCCACCAGAUGCUCUUACGUAUGUUAUUCCAUCAUCUCAAUCUAAUCUACCUUCAGCUGCUGCUAUGGCUGCGGCUUCAGUUACAGCCUCAAUUAAACAAAAAGAAGUUAAAAAAACUGCUAGUCCAAAUGAGAAUUCACCAGCUGCCAUCAGUAAUAAACCUUUUUUUGAAAAAUCUCAAUCACCAUUUACUUCCCCAAAUGAAUGUUCUAAUGAUGGUAUUUCUACAACAAAUAAACCUCGUAAACGUAGAGGAUUUGGAGCACAAGUUUCUAUUGUACCUCCUCCUGCUGUAAUUGCAAAUCCAUUGGCUAUUUCACAAUCAACCACUUUUGCAUCAAUGGCUUUAGAAGAAAAAAGUAUGGUUGAACAGAAUGGUGGAAGUCAAAAUAAUGAUUGUAUGGUAAAUAAUAUAAAAUUACCCGAGUUACCAAAACCAGGAGAGAUUGCUACUUGGACACCAGUUAGUUCAAGUAAUUUUACUUCAUGUAAUUUAGAUAAUAACACUAAUAAAAAAGAAGAUGAAGAAAUGUUAAGUAUACAACAUCAUAAUGAUUCUCACUCAACAGCUUUAGUAGCUUGUGAUAAUUCUAUUAAAAAUAGCACAAAUGACAUAGAGUAUAGCAAAAGUAAUAAUAGUGAAGAGGAAGAGAAACAUAAAUCAAAACGUUCUAGACGUGGAAAAAGUAGUAAAAAACAUAAAGAAAAUGAUCAUGAAACUAAAAAUCACAAAAAGAAUCAUAUAAGUACAAAUUCUAUUGAGGCAAUAAAAAAGUCAGAUGCUGUUAAUGACCAAAUUAACCAAGUUAAGUUAAAUAAUGAGGAAGUAUCUUUGGCUCAUCAAGAGAAAUGUGAAAUAAAGGGUAAUGAAGCUAGAUAUUUAUUAAUGAACAAAUUAAUGAAAAAAAUAAAAAGUUCAGUUGUUGUACUUCGAAAUAUGGUAACUCUUCCAGAAGUGGAUGACUUAUUAGAGCAUGAAAUUAAAGAAGAAUGUUCCAAAUAUGGAGAAAUUAAAGAUAUAUGUUUAUUUAAUGAACCUGAAACAAUAAAUGUUCGUGUUUUUAUUCUUUUUAGAAGUCCAGAGGAAGCGGAAUGUGCUAAGAAUGCUUUGGAUAAAAGAUUUUUUGCCUGUAAAAAAAUUUCAGCAUCAAUUUAUGACCAAAUUCUCUUUGAAUCUGGAGACUAUAUGGGAGUGUGUACAUAA
Strongyloides ratti is the source of this 1974-nucleotide messenger RNA. Its product is annotated as Poly(U)-binding-splicing factor PUF60. The transcript is spliced from 4 exons. The record is from RefSeq and is a predicted model, not a curated record. Gene Ontology annotation, molecular function: RNA binding. Gene Ontology annotation, cellular component: precatalytic spliceosome; catalytic step 2 spliceosome. NCBI's taxonomy places the organism in Eukaryota, Metazoa, Nematoda, Chromadorea, Rhabditida, Strongyloididae. Bases 1 to 1974 code for a protein of 657 amino acids. Gene Ontology annotation, biological process: regulation of alternative mRNA splicing, via spliceosome; mRNA splice site recognition; alternative mRNA splicing, via spliceosome.